AUUGUCUGUCAUCUGUCAAAAAUUUGCGACAACACAAGCUAAAAAAUAUCAGGAAAAUUAAUUAAAAGCCUCCAAAAUGGGGCGAAGAUCGAUUAAUACCACCAAAAGUGGUAAAUACAUGAACCCCACCGAUCAAGCGAGAAAAGAAGCGAGGAAACAGGAGUUAAAAAAGAACAAGAAGCAGCGGCAGAUGGUGAGAGCCGCUGUUUUAAAGGGAAAAGAUCCGCAGCAAAUAUUGGAGGAAAUGGAGAAAAUCGAUCAGAUGGAGUAUAAUGUUAAUCAGCCUUCGCCGUUGAAUGAAAAAGUGUUGAAAGAUAAGCGCAAAAAAUUGAAAGAUACCCUAGAUAGAGUACUUUCUAUGUAUUACAAAGAUGAUCCAGAUAAAUGGGCAGAUUUAAAGAGAAAACAAACAGAAUAUGAGCAUAAAAGGAAUCAAUUGGUGGCUUUUUUUGAGUCGGUACGAAGUGCUCAGCAAGUGCAAGUGGAUGAGAUUCCGUUACCUCAAUUGCCGCAGGCUGCCAAUACAGCAUUACAAAUUCCACUGCCUUCGGAGAGAAAACAAGAACAUACCAUUUAUUCUAUAGCAACAGCUUUAAAAUUGCAAGCUUUGGGUCAACCGGUGAGGGAGCCCCCCGGAUGCCCGCCCGGCCCCCCUCCCGACAUAAACGACGACGGCGAAGUCGAAGACUUCACCUUCAAAGCCGUGGAAGAGGAAAAAGAAGAAGUGGAAGAAUCGCUAAGCGACUCGGAAUCGAGCACGGUUAAACCGACGUCGUUGCAACAAAAAAUGGUGGCUCUAUCCGGGCAAAACGUCGACGAAUUCAUGAAGGAGAUGGAGACGGUGCAAAAGAAGAUGGAGCUGAGCAAAGAGGAGGACAACAGGGUCAAACUGACGGCUCACAUUGAGCCCCUGAUGCCUCCGGGCACGGAGCUGCCGCCUCAAACGCAACCGCCGCCCAUGAUGUUCCCCGGUCAGCUGCGGCUACCCCCAGGGCCGCCUCCAGGUAGACCUCUGAUGCCCCCGGGACCGCCGCCGGGCUUACCCCCGCGACUGCCGAUGCGGAUGCCCCCCGCGCCCCCCCGGAUGAUCCGGCUGCCCGCGAACCUGCUGCCGCAGCCGCCCAACGUGCUCUCGGCCGCCCCUCAGCUGAUCAACAGGGCGGACGGGGGGGCGGUGAUAGUCAGCAAGCCGCAGGGGGCCACCAUCAGCGCCAAGCCGCAGAUCAGGAACCUUUCGGCGGACGUUACGCGGUUCGUGCCCUCCACUUUGAGGGUCAAGCGGGAGGACAAGAAGCCGAAGACGAACCAGAGGAGUUUGGUGCACGAGUUGAAGCAGAAGGAGUAUCAGAUGCACCAGAACGCGUUGGCGGGACGGCACACCAAAGACGACGCCUACAAGCAGUUCAUGGAGGAGAUGGAGGGGCUUUUGUAAUUUUUACAGUGUAAGAUUUUAAGAAUAAAUGAUUAAUUAGGA
Molecule: messenger RNA, 1474 nt
Organism: Brassicogethes aeneus
Lineage: Eukaryota; Metazoa; Arthropoda; Insecta; Coleoptera; Nitidulidae
Source: the annotation of a GenBank genome assembly